This is a messenger RNA of Equus quagga, 888 nucleotides long. It is a transcript of the gene BRK1, whose product is annotated as BRICK1 subunit of SCAR/WAVE actin nucleating complex. Gene Ontology annotation, cellular component: SCAR complex. The record is from RefSeq and is a predicted model, not a curated record. Gene Ontology annotation, biological process: actin filament organization; regulation of actin polymerization or depolymerization; cell motility. The transcript has 3 exons. Gene Ontology annotation, molecular function: protein-containing complex binding. The coding region runs from base 41 to 268 and encodes 75 amino acids. Lineage: Eukaryota; Metazoa; Chordata; Mammalia; Perissodactyla; Equidae.
UCGAGGCGCCUGCGCAGUCGCUCUUCCUUAGGCGGCAGCCAUGGCGGGACAAGAGGAUCCGGUGCAGCGGGAGAUUCACCAGGACUGGGCGAACCGGGAGUACAUUGAGGUCAUCACCAGCAGCAUCAAGAAAAUCGCGGACUUUCUCAACUCUUUCGAUAUGUCUUGUCGUUCAAGACUCGCAACACUAAACGAGAAAUUGACAGCCCUUGAACGGAGAAUAGAGUACAUUGAAGCCCGGGUGACAAAAGGUGAGACGCUCACCUAGAACUGUGCCAUGCUGCUGCUGGGAAGUUGCUAUACAGAACACAGGCCUACGUGGGAAAGGCCCCAGCAGCCUUCAGCUCCUUCUUCUCUCCUUAAAGAGCAACAGGGCUUAUUCUUGUUUUUCUUUUUUCAAAAAUGUGGCCUUUGGGCUCUGCCAUGUGCAUCUGGGAGUGUGAUGUGGCAUGUGGGGAGAGGUCCAGGGGAAGUCUUGGAAACAACAUUAGGCAUUUUACCUUUUCAGUAACAUUUUAUAGAACUACUUGUCAAUGUGUUUGAGGCAUUCAGAGCCCAAAGCCUGGGACUCUUUGUUAAGGUCCUCCCCACCUCUCUCUUUCUCUCUCUCAGGCUUUCUUUACAGCUCUCAUUGCCUCUGCAUUGAUUCUAUAAGCAGUGUGUGUCCCCUUCCUACCUUUGAUGGGGGGUGGGAGGCAGUCCUGGCUGAGACACUCACGUCCUGGUAGGGUGGCUGCCAGAGAAUGUUGUUGCUAUCCCAACAGUUUCUUGUCCUCUUGGGGAGGUCAAGCCCAGAUCCCCAAUUGGCUUGAAGGGACAUUUUCAGAGUUUUCUGUCAUUUGGGGUGUCUUUGCCUCUCAUAUUUCCCGAAUAAACUCCUCAACUUGA